UUUAUUGAAUUUUUGUUACCAGCGCAUCUUAAUUGGGAUUGAGAAUUAACAUACGUAAAUACGUAACGAAACGGACGAUUACGUCCUCUCAUGAAUGGUUGUUAUUUAAGGAACUUAUUUGUCGAAAUUGUAAUUGUAUCCGUACUAAAGGUGAAGAUGCGAGAAGCGGAUGUUCAUACGCGAUAUAUUCGCAGCACGUCACCUAAUCCGAUCAUUUCCAUCGCCUGAUUGCUAUAUCUAAGAUAUAAUCAACCGCGGCAAGUUCGCAACCAGUUCAAGAACAAUGUCCACAUUGUUAAUAACGUUUUAAGAAUUACGACAUGGUAGUAUUCGUGCUACCUUUCUAAGUAUCUAAAUUAUCAGGUUACAAAUUGGAUAACAAGUAUCCUGGUGGAAUUUAUUCUUUGCCAAUAAAUUUUUUUAUCGGUAGUAAAAAUUAGAAAAAUUUGGAAAUUAAGUAUUCGUAAUGCCGCGAAGCCGUCUGGACGCCGUUUACAGGAGUAUUCUAUUGACUAAAUUUUUCACAAAAGGUUGGGGUAGUCCCGAAAAUCUUAAGAGGAUUUUCGAAUUUAGAAAAGCCCUUGCCAAUAGAAAAACAUGUUAUGAACUUAUACCUCGUGAUUAUCCAAUCAAUAUAACUAAAGAUGAAGAAUGGUCAGAUUGUCAUAUUAUUGAGGGAAAUUUUGAAAGUCCAUUUAACAAACAUCUCCCUAAUAUAAUGCCUUAUGAGACAAUAACUUCACAUUUUCAAUUGGUUUUACCACGUAAAUGGUAUUCUCAUAAAAUAAAGCCUAUUUGUUUACACCUUGCUGGGACAGGAGAUCAUUUCUUUUGGAGAAGGAGAAAUCUAAUUGCCAAACCUCUUCUAAAGGAAUCAGGAAUUGCAUCUUUGUUAGUAGAAAACCCAUUUUAUGGUUCAAGGAAACCACAGAAUCAAAUACGAUCUUGUUUACAUAAUGUCUGUGACAUCUUUGUAAUGGGAGGAUGCUUAAUAAUGGAAUCAAUUGUUUUACUAAAUUGGUGUGAGCAACAAGGUUUUGCACCUUUAGGACUGACAGGUUUAUCAAUGGGUGGUCAUAUGGCUUCAUUAGCAGCAACCAACUGGCCAAAACCAAUUCCACUAAUCCCUUGUCUUUCAUGGUCAACAGCAUCACCAGUAUUUACCCAAGGAGUAAUGAGCGCUUCGAUUAAUUGGACGCUUUUAGAAAAUCAAUAUUUUGCAAAUGAACUAUAUCAAAAUGAUCUCGCCAAAAUGGUGAAAAUUAUAGGUAAAGAAGAUGCGUUUUUAGCUGGUCAACAUUUUGCACAGCAUUAUCCUUCCAGCAUGAAAAGAAUCAAUGAAUUAAAAGAAAUGUCUGAUGAUACUACUAAAGAAGUAUGUACUACAACUGCCACUGAAACUGUGAUUAAUAAUAAAGAAUAUAGUAAUAGCGAGUUACAAAACCAAGACAAUACUCUGAAGAAUCAAAUUGCUGAGGAAAAAGCAGCAAGGAUAUUUCCUUUAAAUAUUUUAUCUAAUAAAUUAAAGUUAAAAGAUGCAAAUACAAUGAAAGGUGUUUGUAUGUUACCAGUUCCAAGACAUCCAUUAUUUUCGGAUUGCAAAUGGCGCGAACGAGAAGCAUUGCAAUUUAUGUGUGGAAUAAUGGAUGAAUGUACGCAUUUAAAGAAUUUCGAAGUGCCGGUUGAUACCGAGUUGAUUAUUGCUGUUUGCGCAAGGAAUGAUGCGUAUGUACCGCGCGAUGAUUGUAUGAGUUUGGAAAAAAUCUGGCCAGGAGCUGAAAUUCGAUAUAUAGACGCUGGACAUGUGUCCGCGUAUCUUCUUCAUCAAAAAGUAUUUAGAUCUACUAUAGUAGAAGCAUUUGAACGAUCAAUGAAGAAAUAUCCUGUACAAACCAGCUAAUAUAUACAUACGUAAUUUUAGCAAAUGUUUAAAAUUUAGAUAAAUCUAAAGAUAUUUUUAAAACAAGCAGUUAUUUUUGAAGUGGAAUUUUAUUUAUUUGUGAUACUAUUAAGGAUAUAUUUAAACUAUUUUUUAAAUAUUUUACAAUUUUUACUUCAUUUCCGUUUUAUGAAUUAAAAGACCAAGGAGAGAUAAUCAUGCAUGUGAAUAGACACUAUUUUUUAUAUGAUGCAAUGUACAAAAUGUUGAUAAAACAAAAAGACUAAUAU
This is a messenger RNA of Frieseomelitta varia, 2169 nucleotides long. Its product is annotated as protein ABHD18. The coding region runs from base 467 to 1900 and encodes 477 amino acids. The transcript is spliced from 9 exons. Lineage: Eukaryota; Metazoa; Arthropoda; Insecta; Hymenoptera; Apidae. The record is from RefSeq and is a predicted model, not a curated record.